AGCAGGCUGGCGUGACGUUACAGGCUGUCAUUGAGCUGGAGCUAUGAAUGCGGACAUGGAGGAACAGGAAGACGAACUGCUCGCCUUGCAAAGUAUCUUUGAUUCGGAGGAGUUCGUCAGGGAUGAAUCGAAGUCUGCCGGAGAAAUUCGAGUAUCUGUUGAGCUGCCUUCAGAGUUUAUUGUGGCCCUGAAAGAAGGUGAAACACUGAGGCAGUAUGAGUUCUCAUUCCUUCCACCUCUGCUACUGACCUUUGAACUCCCUGAUGACUACCCAUCCUCCUCCCCUCCCUCCUUCACCCUCACCUGCAGCUGGCUGACACACACUCAGCUCUCUGCACUGAGUGCUCAGCUCACUGAUCUCUACCAGGCCACCGGUGGGGCUGUGGUGCUCUUCUCCUGGGUACAGUUUCUUAAAGAAGAUGCCCUAAGGUUCCUGGACAUCCAUACUCUGCUGGAGCUCCCCUCUGAUGAACACAGCACCCAGUACGAUAGCCAGGACUCUUUAAAUGCUGCACACACUAAACCAAAAAAUAAUCAACACACUCCAAAGACAGGACCCACAGAUAGCCAAAGUUGUAAUAUCUUAGAUCCAUGUAAAUCGGACCUCUCUGCACCAUCGUUAGAAGUUGAGCAUCCCAUAGUGAUUCUUGCUGAUGGCCAAGAUCCUUCAAUCUCAGACUGGAGCAGCACAGACUCCCAGGGAGCUGUGGCAUUGAUCCAAAACACUUCUAAUGAUUCCAACCAUAUUGCACAGGCCUCAGACGCGAGGGAGGCUGAACAGACCCCCCAAACCUCAGAGGUCAAGGCUGACUUAGAGAAUGAUCUGAACUCAGCAGCAGGCCAAUCGAAGCGUCUUCCAUUUGCCCAGUCGGAUCAAAGUGGCCAGGAAGAUUUCUUAAACGAAGGGGAUGUUUCAGUCUCAUUAUUACUUCCCUCUAGCUCCUCAGACCCACAGGAUCAAAGUGAACAAGGAGCUGCUUCUCUGCCAAUUGACCCCAGAGAAUCCCCUCAUAAUGAAACCCACACGUUCCCUGGUCUCUCCCAAACUCCGUCACAAGCUCUUCUGAGCCAGCUCUUGAUCUAUAAUGAGGCUCAGAAACAGAAAGUGUUUGCCACCACAGUGUUUGACUGCGGUGUGUGUUUUAUGCGCUGGCUCGGUUCGGACUGCGUGCAGUUGCCCGAGUGUGGCCACAUCUUCUGCCAGGCCUGUCUUGCCGAGUUCUGCAAGCUCCAGAUAACAGAGGGGAACGUCCGGGCUGUCACCUGUCCUGAGGCAGACUGCUCUGCCACCCCUACACCUGCACAGGUGAAGCGGCUGGUAGGGGAGGAGCUGUUUAGCCGCUAUGAUCGUCUCCUGCUGCAGUCAACUCUGGACGGCAUGGCUGAUGUGGUGUACUGUCCUCGGCGGACCUGUGGUUCAGCCGUCAUCGUGGAGAAAUCCAGCACUGCAGCUCUGUGCUCUGUGUGCAACUUUGCCUUCUGUGUCACCUGCAAGAAGACCUACCAUGGAACAGGUGACUGUCGGGUAAAGAAGAAAAUGAACACGGAAAUACAAGUCAUUGCAGACCUACCACAGUCACAAGAGGGGCUGAGGGCUCUGUUGGAUGACUAUAACAGUGGCAGUAAGAAGAGGCAGGGCCUCUUGGAGAGCAGAUACGGCCAAAGAAGAAUGCAGAACACUGUGGAGGACUUUCUGAGUGAAAGCUGGAUAGACUCCAAUAGCAAAUACUGUCCUCAAUGCUACUGCAGAAUAGAGAAGAACAGAGGAUGUAACAUAAUGACGUGCUCUCAGUGUGGACAGAGCUUCUGCUGGGCCUGCCUCUCCAGACUAGGAAAUAGUUCAGGCAGACACUUUGUGGACACUCCCUGCUCUCUCCACGUAUAUGACUAGCGCUGCUGGUGCUUCAGCUACCUUUACUACCAGCCUCUGGCCACUUCCUAUGGAGGGAAUGGAGUAAACGCUGUGUUCAAAUUGGUUAGAUUUAUGAAUUUACUUUUAACAAAUACUUGACAGUGCACAUAAAUGUAGAUUUUACGAAAAAAAAUGCAAACAUAAAUAAUGUGGAGCAUAUAAUUAUAACCUCAACACAUUUUAAAUCUGUCAGUGGUGGAAGAAGUACUUCAAUGUUUUAGUAAAGUAAAACUAGCAAUACCACAGUAUCAAAAUGCUUAUCAUGCAAGAUGUCCCAUUUCAGAAUAUUAUAUUAUUGGAUUAUAAUCAGUGAUGCAUUAAUGUGUAAGCAUCCCUAUUGUUGCAGCCUGAAAAAAAGUGGAGCUAAUUUUAACUACUUUAUAUACUGCUGGGUAGUGUAAUCCAAAAUAAUAGAUCAUCACUAAUUAGUCAAUUUAUAUUUUGUAUUAAUAAUCUGAAUCUGAGAAGUAACUAGUAACUGAUGUCAUAUAAAUGUUGUGUAAAAGGUACCAUAUUGACUUAAUUAAGUGGGGUAGAAGUUAGGGCUGUGUAUUGGCAAGAAUCUGGCGAUACGAUACGUAUCACGAUA
Messenger RNA from Perca flavescens (yellow perch), 2501 nucleotides. RefSeq names its product E3 ubiquitin-protein ligase RNF14. Lineage: Eukaryota; Metazoa; Chordata; Actinopteri; Perciformes; Percidae. The record is from RefSeq and is a predicted model, not a curated record. Gene Ontology annotation, molecular function: zinc ion binding; ubiquitin-protein transferase activity; protein binding. The coding region runs from base 44 to 1891 and encodes 615 amino acids. Gene Ontology annotation, biological process: protein ubiquitination. The transcript has 8 exons.